Molecule: messenger RNA, 852 nt
Organism: Pieris macdunnoughi
Lineage: Eukaryota; Metazoa; Arthropoda; Insecta; Lepidoptera; Pieridae
Source: the annotation of a GenBank genome assembly
AUGUCAUCAAUCAUAAAAUUUGAACUAAAGGACCUUCGAAAACUAGCAAAUGAUAAAAAUUCUUGUGUAAUUGAAAAGAAAGUGACCCAAAAUAUUCCAUUACAGCCAUGGUGUCUGGGUAAUUUGAAGGAAUCGGUAAAAAAUCUUUUAGAUUAUAAAAUUGGAAAAUUUGACAAAGAAUUUAAUGGAAUAUUAUUAAGUUACAAAAAUUUACGUAUAUUACAAAAUGUAGGAGCAAUCAGGAAUGACAAUUCAGAUAUACAGUUCCAAAUACAAGCAGAUUAUUUUAUUUUUUGUCCAUAUGUUGGAGCUACAUUAAGAGGCAUUGUAUACCAAAAGAAUAUUACACAUUUAGGGGUACUAGUGCAUAGAGUAUUUAAUGUGGUUAUCCCACGGCCAACCGAAGAGCCUGGAAGUGAAUGGAUAGGAACAAACAUUGUAGAGGGCCAGCAAGUUAUCUUUCAAAUAGCUGCUUUGGACCUAUAUGGUGCUCUUCCAUAUAUUAGAGGAAAAAUUGAUGAAAGAUGGUUUAAAAACUUUGAAGUCAAUGGAGAGGAGGAGGAAAUUGAUGCAAAAAACAUAAGCCCUCUGAAUGUUUCUUAUGUUAACUUUGACAAAACAAAACCCAUGCAAAAACAAAUUGGUGACGGACCAGGCACAUCCACAAAAAAGUCAUUGGUAAAUGCUCAAGGAAUAAAUAAUUCAAUGAAUGGUCAAAAUGGUGAUGAUGCUGAAUUGAGCAUGGCUCCUACAAAAAGCAGAACUAAAAAAGAAACUAAACUCUUAGACAAUGAGACCAAACAUUCUGAGCCCAAAUCAAGACCUUCAAAAAAACAUAAGAAAGAUGGGUAG